Molecule: messenger RNA, 1735 nt
Organism: Ailuropoda melanoleuca (giant panda)
Lineage: Eukaryota; Metazoa; Chordata; Mammalia; Carnivora; Ursidae
Gene: CCDC125
Product: coiled-coil domain containing 125
Exons: 12
Coding region: 171-1712 (513 amino acids)
Biological process (GO): negative regulation of cell motility; negative regulation of Rho protein signal transduction
Cellular component (GO): cytoplasm
Source: RefSeq, a predicted model, not a curated record
GGCCCCGCCGCAGAGGCGCCCCGUCGGCGCCGGGGGCCAGGGCGGCCUCUCCCCUCCUUCCGGUCCGGGCGGCGCGCACGGUCACGUGGCAGGAGGGCGGCGGCGCGCGCGGUGCGGAGGCUCGGCGCCAGAUAACCUGUUUUUCCUUAUGUUAUAUAAGCAUCUGGCUGAUGAGCAGGGUGGUGAGGCCGCCGAGUGAGGCAGAGGUGCAGACCUGGGAAACGGAGGACGAUGACAUGGCAGAAGGCGACUUAGGGUAUGGCCUCGGAAGAAGGCCCGGCGGUAUUUAUGAAGUACAAGUUUCACACCUAUCGACGUCGAGGAAAAGAUCUGAUGGCAAGAACUUUAGCCCUCCCCCAUUUCCAGGAAAGGGGGAAGAAAGAAGUGCUGCCAUUUGUCAGUACUCCAGGCAUAAGAGCUUGCAAGAUACAUACCCUGAAGAGUCCAGAACUUCCCACUAUGGACGACAAAGUAGCUGUGAUUCUAAUUCAGAAUUGUCAAAUGUAGAAUUAAAGCAGCGUCUUCAUGAUACUUUAGAGGAGGUAGAAAUUUUAAAAACUGAACUGGAGGCAUCUCAAAGACAACUUGAAGGUAAAGAGGAAGCACUGAAAAUUCUUCAGAGCAUGGCAAUAUUUGGCAAAGCCACAAGUCACACCCAAAUGAUGCUUCAAAAAACUAUGGAACAAAAGAGAUCCUUGGAGAAGGAAAUAAAUGCCUUGCAGUGGGAAAUUGAGUUUGAUCAGAAUAGAUUUAAAAAUAUAGAGGAAUCAUGGACCCAAAAAUAUGACAGGCUAAACUGUGAAAAUGCAGUCCUCCAAGAAACUUUGAAUGUAAAAACAGAAGAAAUUAAAAUGCUCAAGUCGGAAAAUGCACUUUUAAAUCAACAGUAUUUGGAGGCCCUCGCCAUGCUUGAUGUCAAACAGCAGAUGGUGGCUCUGGAAAACGUGCGCCAUGAUAAAAGUGGUUUUACAGAGGUUUCAGGUCUUGAGCUUGCUGUCCUUGGAGCUUGCCUUUGCCAUGGCCCUGGAGGGAGUCCCUGUGCCUGUGCCAAAAUGGCAGCAUCUGCUCGCAAAAUGCUUCUUAAGCUCAAACAGGAGUUGGGACUUUUGCAGAAGAGUAAAGAAGAAGCUUACAUAAUGGCAGAUGCAUUCAGAAUUGCAUUUGAGCAACAAUUAAUGAGGAAAAAUGACCAGACACUAAGAUUGACACAAAUGGAUAAAAUGUAUAAAAAAGCAACAAAAUGGAUAAAUUGGAAGCACCUUAAAGAGGAUGGAUUACCAUCACACGGAAAUAAGAAGACCUUAGGGCAGCGACUGCUGGGGAUGCUCCCUUCAGAAAACAGUUCUAAGAAGACUGAUGACCAGAAUAACCCUCAGGAAGUCUUUAAGAUACUAACAGAGUUGUUGAAUGAUAAGGAAGAAGCUCUGGCUCAUCAAAGAAAAGUUAGUUACAUGCUUGCUCGGGCACUGGAAGAGAAAGACACCACCUCAAAUGAGAAUAAAGAAAAAAGUCCCAUGAAAGACAAUUUUCCAUCAAAAAACCUCUGGGGGAGAUCUCCAGAAUUCCCUGAACUGCAUGAUUCUGUAUAUUCAAGUGUUCAAAUUUUAAAUUCUGCGGGCUGCAUUUGUUCAAUCCAGCACCUUCACAGAGAUCAAAGCGGCACAAGAGCUCUCAGAAGAUCCUGUUCUUUGCCAUCAAAUACCAUGUUUUGAAAAUAAACCAGCUGAAAUCAGAA